This is a messenger RNA of Melanotaenia boesemani (Boeseman's rainbowfish), 4702 nucleotides long. It is a transcript of the gene ttc21b, whose product is annotated as tetratricopeptide repeat domain 21B. Gene Ontology annotation, biological process: intraciliary retrograde transport; protein localization to cilium. Gene Ontology annotation, molecular function: protein binding. The transcript has 29 exons. Bases 296 to 4102 code for a protein of 1268 amino acids. NCBI's taxonomy places the organism in Eukaryota, Metazoa, Chordata, Actinopteri, Atheriniformes, Melanotaeniidae. Gene Ontology annotation, cellular component: intraciliary transport particle A. The record is from RefSeq and is a predicted model, not a curated record.
ACGCUUAACCAGUAAAUGCAAGAUGGCGAAAAUACAACGGAAAUUACAGUAAUAUAUACAUAUAAUGAAACAUUUAGACAGGGAAUAUAACUACUUACUAUAUCAACACCCCUUAGUGUCAGCACCUAAAGCGUGUCAACCAAGAUGGAGGAUGAAGACACAACGCUGGUAGGCUUUGAUAAAGUUCUACUGUUAUGAGAAGUUCUUCAGUCACGCUGUAAACGCUGCAUCUGCUGCUCAAAAGAAAUACAGCAAUGAUCCAGUUUACAGUUUUUUCCACGCAUACGGAACUCUUAUGCAAGAUCAAAUUGAAGAAGCCACAGCAGAGCUGAACACAAUACGAGAUGAUCGAGAGUUGUCUCUGUGCACAUUAAUGGCUCUUGUCUAUGCAGAGAAAAGAAAGCCAACCCCAGACAGAGAAAUUAUUCAGGAACUUGAUGCUAAGGUCAAAGAAGAUCGUAAAAGUGCACCUCCCAAGAGUCUGUACCAUGCUGGGACCUUCCUCUGGCUAUUGGGGCGGAAUGAUAAAGCAAGGGAGUACACAGAAAGAAUGAUCAAACUCUCCAAUGGCUCUAGAGAGGGAAUCAUUUUAAAAGCCUGGAUAGAUGUUACAUCUGGGAAAGACGCCUACACCAGGAAGGCUGGAAAAUACUUUGAUGAAGGAUUGAAAGAAAGAGCUGAUGUUUUUGCCCUGAUGGGAAAGGCACACUACUAUGAAUACCGUCAGAACUACUCUGGAGCAUUAGAGAUGGUUAACCAAGUCAUAGUGAGUUGCCCGGGUUUCUUACCUGCUCUCAUUAAGAAGAUGAAACUUUUGCUAAGCCUUCAAGACUGGGACCAAACCAUAGAUGCAGCACACAGGCUUUUACAGAAAGAUAAAAAUAACCUGGAAGCACUACGAAUGUUAGCUCUGCAUUCUUUAUGUCGAGACGGUGAUAUAACUGAGGCAGUGAAGCAGCUUUCAAACCUCAUCAGCAGCUUAGAGAUGCUGGAACCACACAACCCAGAGCUGUUCUACCGAAUGUCUCUCGCCUUUACCCGCGUUUGCGGACGCAAUGAAAAGGUGAUUGAGCAGACAUUCAGAAUGGUGGAAAGAGCCUUCUCUGUGGCAUCAGAUGAACCAGAUUUAGCUACAGAGUUGGGCUACCAGAUGCUGCUUCGGGGCAGAAUCAAGGAGGCUAUGAAGUGGUACAAGACUGCUAUUACCAACAGGGAAAAGGCUAGCGUUGCGGCUUUGACUGGUAUAGCUCAUUGCCAGCUGAUGGAGGGGCAGCUUGAAGAGGCAGAAGAACAGUUGGAAUUUUUUGCUGAGAUUCAACAAUCCAUUGGGAAAGGGGAACUUUUGUAUCUAAGGGCGGUGUUGGCAGUGAAAAAACGCCGGUCACAGGAAGAGGUGACCAACCUGCUGAAUGAAGCUGUGGAUGCACACUUCUCUUCACUUCAGGGUCUGCCUCUCGGAGUCGAGUAUCUAGAGAAAAUGAACCCUGACUUCCUGUUGGAUGUUGUCAAAGAGUAUCUUGCUCUGUGUCCCUCUAAGGCCCCUGCUCCUGGACAACCUCCUGCUCCUCAGCUUCAGCACUGUGCCACAUUGUUGGAUACCGUGGUUAAAAUCGUGCCAGGUCUCCUUCAUGCUGUCUUCCUGUUAGCCAAAGUUAGAUAUCAGUCUGGGGACAUUGAUGCUGCUCAGAACAGUCUACAGCACUGCCUGGACCAGUGUCCAUCUCAUGCAGAAGCUCAUCUGCUAAUGGCCCAGAUCCAUCUGCUGCAGGGUAACGUGAUGCUGUGCACCCAGUCUCUUGAACUCUGUCUCAGCCAUAACUUUGAGAUUCGAGACCACCCAUUGUACCACCUAAUUAAAGCUCAGGCUAAGAAGAAAAUGGGUGAGCUUGCAGAGGCUAUUCAGACACUGCAGAUGGCUAUGAAUCUUCCAGGUGUCCGUAGAGCUGGAUCAUCGUCCAAGUCUAAGCACAAGAAGACAGAAUUGAACUCUGCCGACUGUGUAUCCAUCUUUUUGGACUUAGCUGAAGCUCUGUGGCUCAGUGGAAAACAGCAUGAAGCAGCAAAGGUGAUGCAGGAUGCCAUCAAUGAGUUCUCUGGAACCCCUGAGGAGCUACGUGUCACUAUUGCUAAUGCAGACCUGGCCCUGUUGCGGGGUGACAUGGAGCUGGCGCUGAGUAUGCUGAGAAACAUCACCCCAGAUCAGCCUUAUUACAUCCAAGCUAAAGAGAAAAUGGCAGACAUAUAUCUAAAGCACAGAAGAGAAAAACGGCUAUAUGCAAGCUGUUACAGAGAAAUGGUGGAGAAGUUGCCCAGCCCUCACACAUAUCUCUUACUCGGGGAUGCCUACAUGAACAUUCAGGAGCCUGAGAAAGCCAUUGAGGUUUACGAGCAGGCUCUGAAGAAAAACCCCAAAGAUGGAGCUUUAGCCAGUAAGAUUGGAAAAGCCCUUGUCAAGACUCACAACUACGUUAAGGCGAUUAAUUACUAUGAAGCAGCCCUGAAGAGUGAGCAACAGAACUUCCUGCGUUAUGACCUGGCUGAGCUUCUGAUGAAGAUGAAGCAAUACGAGCGCUGUGAGAGAGUCCUGCAGGAAGCUCUGGCUCAUGAACCAGUGAAUGAACUUCCUGCACUCUCAGAUGAUUGUCGUUAUCUGGUCCUGUUGGCAAAGAUCCAAACUAAAGUUGAGAAGAAUGACGAAGCUUUACUUUCUCUACAAAGAGCCCGAGAUGUGCAGGCUAAGGUGCUGAAGCGCAUGCAGUUGGAGCAGCCUGAUGCUGUCCCCACACAGAAGCAACUUGCUGCUGAGAUCUGCGCUGAGAUUGCCAAACACUACACAGCUCAGAGGGGCUAUGAGAGAGCAGUCAAAUUCUACAAAGAAGCUCUUGUGUAUUGUGAGACAGAUCGCAAGGUGAUGCUGGAGUUGGCACGGUUGUACCUUACUCUAGACGACGUUGAUGCAUGCCAGGAGCAGUGCAGUAUAAUUUUGAAGAAUGACCAGUUUAACGAGGAUGCAGCUCUGAUGAUGGCAGACAUUAUGUUUAGGAAACAGGACUAUGAACAGGCAGUUUUCCAUUUUCAGCAACUCUUGGAGCGCAAACCAGACAACUAUCCAACUCUGUCACGUCUCAUUGACUUGUUGAGGAGAGCUGGUAAGUUGGAAGAAGUCCCCAGAUUUCUUGAUAUGGCUGAAAAACAUUCUUCUAGGACGAAAUUUGACCCCGGCUUUAACUACUGCAAAGGCCUUUAUCUGUGGUACACAGGCGAACCAAAUGAUGCUCUUCGACACUUUAAUAAGGCUCGGAAAGACAAUGACUGGGGUCAAAAUGCUGUGUAUAACAUGAUUGAAAUCUACCUCAACCCUGACAAUGACACGAUUGGAGGAGAAGUGUUUGAGAAUUUGGAUGGGGAAAUUGGCAACUCCACAGAGAAGCAGGAGUCCGAGCAGCUUGCUGUUAGAACAGCCGAGAAGCUGCUGAAGGAGAUUAAGCCUCAGACGCUGGGCGGGCAUGUACAGCUACGCAUUCUGGAGAACUACUGCUUGCUUUCAACUAAACAGAAGGCCAAUAUAGAGAAAGCCCUUAGUGUUUUCACAGAGGUUGCAAACAAUGAGACAGACCACGUACCGGCGCUGCUGGCCAUGGCAACGGCUUACAUGAUGCUCAAACAAACUCCUCGAGCCAGGAACCAGCUUAAACGCAUUGCUAAGAUGAACUGGAACAUUGCUGACGCUGAUGAGUUUGAGAAGAGCUGGCUGCUUCUGGCAGACAUAUACAUCCAUUCAGGGAAGUUUGACAUGGCCGGGGACCUUUUAAAGAGAUGCCUCAAUCAUAACAAGUCAUGCUGCAAAGCUUAUGAAUAUCAGGGAUACAUCAUGGAAAAAGAACAGGCUUUCCGUGAUGCAGCACUCAACUAUGAACUGGCUUGGAAAUAUGGAAAUCGGACUAACCCAGCAAUUGGAUACAAGCUUGCUUUUAACUACUUAAAAGCAAAGAGGCAUGUUGAUGCCAUAGAUGUGUGUCAUAAGGUUCUUGCUGCUCAUCCAAAUUAUCCAAAAAUGAGAAAGGAAAUCCUGGACAAAGCUCGAGCUGCCUUGAGAUCUUAGUGUUGACUUGUGUGUGCCUCCGUGUGUGCAUGCGAGAGAAAAAGAGAAAUGGAUAUAAAAGCAACAUUUAUGUAAUAAAAUGAGUUCACUUUGAGCAAAUCGGCUUUUGUUUAGACUUUGCUGUCAAGUUUAAAAUAGGCAGUUAUUUGUCUUAUUUCUUUGGGAAGAACCUCAAAUGCAUUGCUAUGAUCAUUUUUCUGAGCAUAUUAAAAGCUGGUUGCUGGCAAUCCAAAGAGAAAACACAAGUCCAAAUAGGAUAACCUCAUUAAUAGUCUACUUAUCGAGAGUGUGUUAACUUAGAGGAGUGAUUUGAUUUGGUGAUUAUAGAAAAAGUGGUUGCGGUUUGCCACUAUUGCCUCUAGUCAUUUAUGUGUCUUUCUUUGUAUUCAGGCAUGUGCACAACUGAAGCUUACAGAUAUAAAACAAAUAUAAAAAUGUUUUUGCAAAAAAACAAAUGAGAACCACAUCGGGAAAUCUUAAGAACGUUUAACAUGUAUUUAUUCAAAUGUGUUUAUUUUAUGUUAAACAUUUUGAAUGUGUAGAGAAUUGUCUUGUUUGCAUUCUUUUUCAUUUUUAAAUAAAGUUAUUUAGAUAGGCCUA